Molecule: messenger RNA, 360 nt
Organism: Meloidogyne enterolobii
Lineage: Eukaryota; Metazoa; Nematoda; Chromadorea; Rhabditida; Meloidogynidae
Source: the annotation of a GenBank genome assembly
AUGACUGAUUUUAAUUUAAUUUCUGAUUUAUUACCAAUUAUUGCUAAUAUUUAUUUUAAUGGACGUUUAAAUGGACAACAACAACAAAUAGCAAAUUCAUUUUCCCUCGAUUUAGGCCAGGCAGCAAUUUUACUUGGAGUUGGAUUACAACGGAAAAGUGUGGAUACAGUUGCAAAAGAAUUAGAAUUACCUAUAGAACAAGGAUAUGCCCUUUUAAACAAAUCUAUUAGAAGAUUAUCUAAUCAUUUUGACACAAUAUGUCGUGAUUCGAUUGAACUAGAUUCAAUUAUGGAGGAACAAUCAGAAUCAAAAAAUAACAGCAAGAGAAUAAGAGUUUCUCAUUUUGAUGUUGAAGAAUAA